AUACAAUGAGGUUUUCUUUACUUGCACUAGUUUUGUUGUCUUCUAGCUAUAAAUUCACAUAUGGAUCGGAGUGCGGAGAUUCAACAAUUCCAUAUAGUUUAGAGGUGCUUUCAUCUGGUCAACCGAUUCUCGGAUGCGCAAGACCAACUUGUUUUGGAUGGCAUUCAAAUGGCCACCAACUUCCAACCAACGCCAAAUUCUUCCGAAUCGAUCAACAAUCGGACGGCUUCCUACGUGAUGAUCCUUUGGCUAUUCAUACAUUUGAUGCGGCCGACCCGAGAGUUUACGCGCAGCAGCAAGCAAGCUGUGAACAAGAAUUCCAAUCAUUAUCAUGCAACCCAGAGGACCAAUGGGUUGGAGGAAUUGCACCAGUCAUGAAUGCAUCUACCACCAAAAUUGUUGCCUACAAGUGCUGCACCUACGCUCCAUUGCGUGCAUCGAUAGAUCGAGGCGUGGCAACUGUGUCUGGCGGACAAAUUGUUGUUGGAGGAGAGAUAUUCGCAGAUAAUAAGCCUUAUGCAUUCGACUAUAUUAGCAAUGUAGAGAAGAAGAUUGAUUCCGAAGGAGAAAUCUUUUACGAAGUUAAUAUUAAAAGAUUCUCAUGCUUGGAUCUUCAGAAAGUUGAUCGAUCAGUCCCUGAAAUCUUAAACUCUGAGAACACGAUUCGCCACGUCAACGGGCAUCGAUUUGUCGUUCACCAAGCUCCAACUGUAGAUGUGGAGACCCCAGUUGAGACUGGACAGCUUGUGGUCCCACAAGGUGUUCAGAAUGGACAAGAAGUGAUUAUUGAGGAAAUUGUCGCUCAAGAAGGAUUUGUUCAAGAAACAAACCCUCAACCACCACCACCACCAGGACAGCAAGGAGGAUUUGUUCAACCACAAGGUUUCCAGCCACAGGGGGGAUUCCAGCCACAAGGAUUUCAGCCGCAGGGAUUCCAGCCACAGGCAUUCCAACCUCAAGUGGUCCAAAAUCCAGUGCCUGCUGCACCAGCUGGAUAUGCUCCAAUGGGAUUCGCACCUUCUGGAUUACAAUUGUAUUAUUGCUUCCCUGGAGACGCUAUGGUCAAUGUUUAUAAUGGAGGAUUCAAACGUAUGGAUGAGCUCGCAGUGGGAGACUGGGUUCAGGCUCUCGACAAGAAUGGCUCUCAAGUAACAUUUAUCCCGGUUCAAUACUGGCUUCAUCGUGAUCCAAAACAAGUUGCAGAUUUUGUAGAAUUCACACUUGACAACGGAGAGACAUUCUCAUUGACCGAGAAGCAUUUGGUCUUUGUAACUCAAUGUUCUGUGCCCUAUUCUGAGGAUGAGAAUAUAAAUGCAAACCCAGUACCAGCUGAGAGAGUAAACAUUGGAGACUGUUUCUACAUUGCACACCGCAAGAAGUCCCAAAUGUAUCAACGCGUAAAAGUUCUUGACAUCAAUAUUGUGCAAAAAACUGGAAUCUACUCGCCAAUGACGUCACGUGGCCAUCUCCUGGUAGACCGUAUUCAUGCAUCUUGCCACUCCGAAACCGACAAUUACAGCCUUCAAAACACUUUCUUCACUAAUGUUCUCCGAUGGAAGUCACAAAUCCGCAACUACUUCUGGACUGUUGAGGAUAGCACAAAUGAGGAUAACAUUGGUUACGGUCUUAACGGAGUUAUGGCUGUGUUGGAUAUUGUAAUUCCAUCAAAGUUGAUGUAGAUCCUAUUAAUAAUUGUGGACAGAACCGUUGUACAAAAUCCUCUAUCAAAAAUCUCAAAUAGGUCAACCAAUUUCACACUUUUUCAUUCAUUUUUUACAAUUCAAUUGUUGCCUAAUUAAUUAAUUAAUUAAUUAUUUAUUUACUUCCAACAUCUAUGACAUUUUGUUUGUUUCAGUUACAUUGAUUCAAUAAACAUUUUGUUAGCUCAAA
This is a messenger RNA of Caenorhabditis elegans, 1890 nucleotides long. RefSeq names its product Warthog protein 4 N-product (gene wrt-4). Bases 6 to 1679 code for a protein of 557 amino acids. Gene Ontology annotation, cellular component: extracellular region; plasma membrane; cell surface. The record is from RefSeq and is marked reviewed. Lineage: Eukaryota; Metazoa; Nematoda; Chromadorea; Rhabditida; Rhabditidae. Gene Ontology annotation, biological process: animal gross anatomical part developmental process; intein-mediated protein splicing; protein autoprocessing. The transcript has 10 exons.